Molecule: messenger RNA, 4839 nt
Organism: Sphaeramia orbicularis (orbiculate cardinalfish)
Lineage: Eukaryota; Metazoa; Chordata; Actinopteri; Kurtiformes; Apogonidae
Product: multidrug resistance-associated protein 4-like
Exons: 31
Coding region: 143-4099 (1318 amino acids)
Biological process (GO): transmembrane transport; monoatomic ion transport
Cellular component (GO): plasma membrane
Molecular function (GO): ATP hydrolysis activity; chloride channel activity; ABC-type transporter activity
Source: RefSeq, a predicted model, not a curated record
GUUCGCAUACGUAACGAGCACACUGUGGACGCGGAUGUCAUAAGGACAUGCGUCCGCCUCGCGUUUACACAUCAAAGCUCCGACAAACUGUUUCCUGAGGGGGUCAAAGUUGGGGAAAAGUGCCGUGCGAGCGCGGACCACCAUGGAAAAAGUCAGGAAAGAUGCCAAAACCAACCCGGCAGAGACGGCGAAUCUGGUGUCAAAGAUAUUUUUCUGGUGGCUCAAUCCCCUGUUCAGCACGGGAUACAAAAGGAGCCUGGAGGAAGAUGACAUGUUCGAAGUGCUCGCAGAGGACAAGUCGGAAAGACUGGGACAUGAGCUACAGAGUUACUGGGACCAAAGCGUCCAGAAGGCAAACAAAAACAUGCAGGCUCCAAGUCUCAGUAAAGCAAUCAUUCAAUGCUACUGGAAAUCUUAUGCAGUGUUGGGAUUCUUCACCCUUGUCGAGGAGGUCAUUAAAGUGAUCCAGCCGGUCCUCCUUGGGGAGAUGAUUGUAUAUUUUGAGAACUACGACUCAGAUGACAUGACCGCUUUAUAUGAAACCCUGGGCUAUGCGGCCGGUUUAUCGAUCUGCAGCAUCGGGCUGACACUGCUCCAUCACCUUUACUUCUACCACGUCCAGAGAGCAGGCAUGAAGAUCCGAGUGGCGAUGUGUCACAUGAUCUACAAGAAGGCCUUGUGUCUGAGCAGUGCAGCCAUGGGGAAGACCACCACAGGCCAGAUCGUCAACCUCCUCUCCAAUGAUGUCAGCAAGUUUGAUGAAGUGACAAUCUUUCUGCACUUCCUGUGGGUCGGACCCCUUCAGGCAGCAGUGGUGGUGGGGUUGCUCUGGAACGAGAUCGGACCAUCCUGCCUGGCGGGCAUGGUUGUGCUCAUGUUCCUGAUGCCCAUGCAAUCCAUGUUUGGAAGGCUCUUUUCCAAGUUUAGGAGUAAGACGGCUGUUCUGACAGACAGCAGAAUCCGCACAAUGAACGAAGUGGUGUCAGGGAUAAGAAUCAUCAAGAUGUACGCCUGGGAGAAACCAUUUGCUGCUCUGGUCUCUGACGUUAGAAGGAAGGAGAUCUCCAAGAUCAUGAAAAGCUCCUACCUGCGUGGCCUUAACAUGGCCUCCUUUUUCUGUGCCAGCAAAAUCAUCGUCUUCAUUACUUUCACCCUCUAUGUUCUCCUGGGGAAUAAAAUGUCAGCCAGCCGAGUGUUUGUAACGGUGUCACUGUACACCGCUGUGCGACUCACCGUCACCCUCUUCUUCCCAUGUGCCAUUGAGAAGUUGUUCGAGGCUCGUGUCAGCAUUCGCAGGAUCCAGGAGUUCUUACUGCUGGAUGAGAUUCCCAAAAGCCACAUUGUGCAGCCUAAGGAGGAUGAGAAGAAGGAGGUCUCUGUGGAGAUCAAGGACCUGAUGUGCUAUUGGGACAAGAGUCUAGAUGCUCCGUCGCUGCAGAACGUUUCUUUCACUCUGAACUCUCAGCAGCUGUUGGCUGUAAUUGGACCUGUGGGUGCAGGAAAGUCGUCUCUGCUGAGUUCAAUCCUCGGAGAGCUGCCCAGUGAAAAGGGGGUGCUGAAGGUCAAAGGUCAGCUCACAUAUGCGUCACAGCAGCCCUGGGUUUUCCCUGGAACCAUCCGUAGUAACAUUCUGUUUGGGAAAGAGCUGAUCCCCCAGAAGUAUGAACGAGUGCUCAGAGCCUGUGCUCUAAAGAGGGACCUGGAGCUGCUGCCGGAUGGAGAUAUGACUCUAAUUGGAGACAGAGGCGCUACCUUGAGUGGGGGACAGAAGGCUCGUGUCAACCUGGCGAGAGCUGUGUAUCAGGAUGCUGACAUCUACCUCCUUGAUGACCCUUUAAGUGCUGUGGACGCUGAGGUCGGGAGGCAUCUGUUUGAAAAGUGUAUUUGUGGCUUCCUAAGGAACAAACCUCGUAUCCUGGUCACACACCAGCUACAGUAUCUUAAGGCAGCUGACCAGAUCAUUGUACUGAAGGAGGGCCACAUGGUCGGAAAGGGGACGUACACAGAGCUGCAGCGCUCUGGAGUGGACUUCACCUCACUACUGAAGAAGGACGAGGAGGAGGAGCAGCAGCCGCCGCCUCAGGACCUCCCCAUCCGCAACAGAACUCUGUCGCAGAACUCAGUGCUUUCCCACACCUCCUCCAUGCACUCGGUCAAAGAUGGAGACCAGUUACCGGCAGAGCCAGUGCAAACAGUCAUGGAGGAGAGUCGCGCUCAGGGAACCAUCGGAAUGGGUCUAUAUGCCAAAUACCUGAGAGCCGGGGCCAGUAUCCUGGUCCUGGUGCUUGUCUUAGUGACCAACCUUCUUGCUCAGGGAGCAUACAUAAUGCAGGACUGGUGGCUGGCUUACUGGGCUGAGGAGCAGGACAAACUGAAUGUAAACGGCACCAUCAUUGAAAAUGGACUAAAUGUCACUAAAGAGCUUGAUUUAGAUUUCUUCUUGGGUAUUUAUGCAGGUUUGACUGCAGCCACUAUCAUUUUCGGCUUCAUGCGGAAUUUGUUCCUGUUCAAUGUGCUGGUGAGAUGUGCACAAGCCCUGCACAACCGCAUGUUCAACUCCAUCCUCAGAACACCAGUGCGCUUCUUUGACAUUAACCCAAUUGGACGAAUUUUAAACAGGUUUUCUAAGGACAUCGGCAUGCUGGACUCCAACAUGCCGUGGACCUUUGUGGACUUUAUUCAGGUCUUCUUGCAGAUUCUUGGUGUGAUCUGUGUGGCAGCGUCUGUGAUUCCUCUGAUCCUCGUCCCUGUGAUCCCCCUCCUCGGCGUCUUCCUCUGGCUGCGUCGUUACUUCCUGCGGACGUCCAGAGAUAUCAAACGCCUCGAGUCCACAACUCGGAGUCCGGUCUUCUCCCAUCUGUCCUCGUCUCUUCAGGGGCUGUGGACGAUUCGCGCUUUCGGUGCAGAGGAAAGGUUCCAGAAAACCUUUGACGCUCAUCAGGAUCUGCACUCGGGGGCCUGGUUCCUGUUUCUGACUACUUCACGCUGGUUUGCUGUGCGCCUCGACGGCAUCUGUUCCAUAUUUGUCACAGUCACUACCUUUGGAUGCCUGCUGCUCAGACACCAGCUGGACGCCGGCUCCGUGGGUUUGGCUCUAUCUUAUGCCGUCACACUGAUGGGCAUGUUUCAGUGGGGUGUGAGGCAGAGUGCAGAAGUGGAGAACAUGAUGACUUCAGUGGAGAGAGUAGUGGAGUACACUGAACUGGAGAAUGAAGCACCCUGGGAAACCCAGAAGCGUCCCCCUCCUGAUUGGCCCAGCAACGGCCUGGUAAAGUUUGAUGGGGUCAGUUUCUCCUACUCCCCCGAGGGGCCUGUAGUUCUGCACAACAUGAAAGCAAUGUUCCGACCCAAAGAGAAGGUUGGUAUUGUGGGUCGGACCGGGGCUGGAAAGAGCUCCCUGGUCUCAGCUCUGUUCCGCCUGGCAGAGCCGAAGGGAAGGAUCUACAUCGAUGGAAUUUUGACGUCUGAGAUCGGCCUCCAUGACUUGCGGCAGAAGAUGUCCAUCAUUCCUCAGGACCCGGUGCUGUUUACUGGUUCUAUGAGGAAGAACCUGGACCCGUUUAACCAACACACAGAUGAAGAACUGUGGAAUGCUCUGCAAGAGGUCCAGCUGAAAUCUGUGGUGGAGGAGCUGCCCGGGAAACUAGAGACGGUUCUGGCCGAGUCGGGCUCUAACUUCAGCGUGGGUCAGAGGCAGCUGGUGUGUCUGGCCAGAGCCAUCCUGAGGAAGAACCGCAUCCUUAUCAUCGAUGAGGCCACCGCCAACGUAGACCCCAGGACAGAUGAGCUCAUCCAGCGAACCAUACGAGAGAAGUUCAGCGAGUGUACUGUGCUCACCAUCGCUCAUCGUCUCAACACCAUCAUAGACAGUGACAGGAUUCUGGUCCUAGAUGCAGGAAGAAUCCAUGCGUAUGAUGAGCCUUACACCUUACUUCAAGAUGAAGACGGUAUUUUUUACAAAAUGGUGCAGCAGACUGGCAAGCAGGAAGCAGCUGCUCUACUAGAAGCAGCUCAAAAGGCCUAUGAUAGCAGAACCCGUCCAAACCUGUCGAAUGGAUUCUCCGAAUCAGAAGGCAUAUAUUAUGAGACAGCAAUGUAAGCUCAAAGACACUCUGAACGUUUGGCCGUGAGGCUACAUAAAGUGCCCGGGCUCUUUUCGUGGCCCAUCAUCCUCCAGUGAACGAAGUGAGGGCGUCCGCUUCGCACGGUGAGCAGGUUUCUGGAGGACGAGAUGCCGUUGCCUGAACCAAGUGGUCUGAUCUAUGCACACGACGCUGUUUCCUUCAGGCCAAGUGCCUGGAAAUCACUGCUGUAAAAAUACAUACAACACUAUUUAUUUUCUGUUUUGUGUGCCGUCCAGAAAUUAGUUUCAAAUAACCAGAUUGUCCUUAAAAAACCUGAAAGUGCCUUACUUCAAGUCUGCAGCAGUUUGUACAUGUGUUAAUUUAAGUUAUGAUCGUAUAUCAUAGUUAAGGGUGCCUUUGUGAUCGUUUGAAAUGCAGGUACAAGUUACCAAAGAGUUGACCAAAAUUCACACAGUUCAGAAAGAAUUUAAAUCAUUCUCACACACAAGUAUUUCUAGCCAUCAGGAACAGUAUAUUAAUGUAAUUUCUAACUCUACCUUUCUGUAGAGUUGCUAUAGCAGCUAUGACUGAACUGAAUUGUGCUUGAUUUAGUUAAAACACAUGUACACUUUAUUUUACUAUUUAACUGCCAAGGUUUAUUGUUAAUAGCCGUAUAAAUAUCCAUAGAUUGCACUUUGCUGCUAUCAAUGUGUCAACACAGAAAUGAAAAGUCAAAAUUGUCCCUGAAUAAAGUGGGAUUUGUUGAACAACAGAA